AUGCUUCCCUCCCUUCAACCUCGACACGGCCAUCUCCACACUGUCAACAUCAAGUAUGGCUACCUCGUGCUCGCAUUGACCGUCCUCCAGGCACUUGCCGCCUGGGCCCUGUUCCAUGCCUACCACCGCCAAUGGCGCCAGUCUGGCACUCCCCUCCAUCGACUCGCUGCCAUCGUCAAAAUGCCAGUUUGGGUGACGAUCUCAGUAUGGACCGUCUUCAUUGCCUCCAUCGGAGUGUACCACAUCGAAGACCUUUCCGAACACUAUCCCACCGUGGCCAAGCGCUACGGGCGCAUUGCCUACGCGUUGCUUCCGUUCAACAUCUACCUCGUGUUACGUCCCACUAGCGCCCUGAGCCAUCCGUGGGGCUACUACCUCCAGCAGCUUCCGCUCCACAAGUGGCUCUCUCGGCUUAUCUUCGUGUGCGUGGGGGUUCACGCGGGCUUGUUCUUUUACAAGUGGACUGUCCAGGGCACCUUGGGCAAGGUUUUCCAGGUGUGGAACUUGAUCGGGGUGGUUGUUUUCAUGGCGGUGGCCGUGGUGCUGGUGGUGUCGGUGCGGUAUCUCCGGUGGCGGUACUACCGGGUGUUCUACGUGAGCCACAACGUGAUGGCAUGGCUGUUUGUGGUGGGCAUCACUCUCCAUGCUCGCCCCGGGGUGUUGCCGCUCGCAGGGGUGUGCGUGGUGUUGGUAGCGGUGCAGGCGUACCACCGGUUCGCUGCAUACACGGUGACGGACGCCGACGUGGAGGUGGUGCAGAACACCGCGCUCUCGUCGUUGCAGCUUGUGCGCAUCAGACAGCCUGCCAACUUCCCCAAGUAUCUCCCAGCAUCGCACAUCCGCGUGGCCUACCCUACCGCCAGCUAUUACGCGUGGCUCACCCCCACCCAUCCCUACACAUUGGCGUCGUUGGCCGAUGAUGACUCCGGCACCCUCGAGUUGGUGGUCCGCAAGUCGUCGCGCCUCGAGUUCAACCCCACCGCCCCCAAGUACGCCCUCACAGGGCCCUACACAUCGCUUCCUCCGCCAUUUUUCUCCUCCGCGAAGUCUGCAGACAUUGUCUGCGGCGGCAGCGGCCUCUCGUUGGGGGUGCCGCUCUACCGCCAUUUCCGGUCCCAGGGCAUUCCCGCUACAUUGGUGUGGUGUGUCCGCAGCAAGUACGACCUCCAUGUGUUGCUGCACAUGGCGGGCGUGGACGGCAUCAGGAUAUAUGUCACUGGCGCAGACGGCCCUAUUUUCAAGAUCGACGACGAAGACAACCACGGACUUCUCGAUGAGUCGGCAGAAAUCGAGUUGGCAGCGCUUUCGCCUACAGAUGCUGCCUACACGCUAGGCCGUCCCGUGCUAGAAGAGGUGUUGGGCCAGAACGCGGCCGAAAGCAACCACUGGGCAGUUUCGUGUGGACCCGAAUCGCUCAAUUCCGCUGUCAAGGCGUGGGCUGCGCAGCACCAGACGCACAGUUUUUCCGAGUUGUACCAGAUGUGA
Suhomyces tanzawaensis NRRL Y-17324 is the source of this 1485-nucleotide messenger RNA. RefSeq names its product putative metalloreductase. NCBI's taxonomy places the organism in Eukaryota, Fungi, Ascomycota, Pichiomycetes, Serinales, Debaryomycetaceae. Gene Ontology annotation, cellular component: plasma membrane. The record is from RefSeq and is a predicted model, not a curated record. The transcript has a single exon. Gene Ontology annotation, molecular function: oxidoreductase activity. Bases 1 to 1485 code for a protein of 494 amino acids.